AACGCCGCAUUUGCACCCUCCCCGACGCCCUCCCAAAACACAUUCACCGGAAGCCCCUCCGGCGUCGGCGCACUCCACCACGCAUAAAUGCCCUCGUCAGCACCCUCUUUCACAAGAUACGUCUCGCCAUCAACCUCAAUCUGGUCCAGUGCCGACCCAGCUCCACCCGCACCAUUGAACAAGAACGGAGUAUCAACACCAAAGGGUCGGUUUCCAUUCGUGGGUUCGUCGGCUUUGAAAGUACACAUCGUAAGUAAACUGCUGCGUAUACUCCAAUGCGCUCGACAGAAUCUGGGCGCCGCGCGAUACAGUGGCGACUGUUGCUGGAUAUGGAGCGGAACCAUCUUCGGGGACGAUGGUGAGGUAGAAGGGGCCUGUGAUCUGGGCGUAGACAGUGCUGGCAGCGGCAAGAGCGAGUGCUGCGGUGUGUGCGUAAGAGAAAUGCAUUUUGAAGCUGGUUUGGUGUAAAGUGUAGUGAAGAGGACUUGGCUGCAAGCGUGCUGGUCGUUUGUUUUGAGAACAAACAAACAAAUUAUAUACUGUUCUGAUGGGGAGUUUAAUUGGUGGAACAACAGUUGCUAAGACGAUAAUCCUCCCGAUGUCUCAUGCACAGAUUCAUCAUCAAAUGGCUCGUCGACACCUGUCGAGAAUCUUACCAG
Messenger RNA from Pseudovirgaria hyperparasitica, 659 nucleotides. RefSeq lists its product as uncharacterized. Bases 88 to 468 code for a protein of 126 amino acids. The record is from RefSeq and is a predicted model, not a curated record. NCBI's taxonomy places the organism in Eukaryota, Fungi, Ascomycota, Dothideomycetes, Acrospermales, Acrospermaceae. The transcript has 2 exons.